CGUGCCUCGUGCGAUACGUCACGUCCGCUCGACGCUGUCGGCAUUUCGAAGGGUUUCGAACGCUCGAGCAGCUAGACGGUUGGCAGGAAAGCAGCUCCGAGAUCGCCUUGAUAUCCGCGCAGAGUAGUAGGAGGGCAGCCGUGUUUAGUCUUUGCUAACGACAAACAGUGUACCCGUCGCGAACAUGUCCACUCGCAGGUUUUGCGUUGGGGGAAACUGGAAGAUGAACGGCAACAAGAACACCAUCAGGGAGAUCUGCAACACUCUGAAAGGCGCCAGUCUCGACCCGAGCACAGAGGUGAUUAUCGCGUGCCCGGCGCCGUAUCUGGACUACUGCAGAAGCUUGCUUCCACCAUCUGUCGCCCUCGCAGCGCAAAAUUGCUACAAGGUUGAAAAAGGCGCUUUUACUGGCGAAGUUAGCGCCGGAAUGAUAAAGGACUGCGGUGGCCAGUGGGUCAUAUUGGGCCACUCGGAGCGCAGGCACGUUUUCAAGGAGACUGAUGAGCUCAUUGGAGAAAAAGUGAAGCAUGCCUUGGAAUCUGGUCUCGGUGUCAUAGCCUGCAUCGGCGAGUUGCUGGAAGAGAGGGAGGCCAACAAGACCGAGGAAGUGUGCUACCGGCAGACCAAGGCAAUUGCAUCGCAAAUCAAGGACUGGACUAAGGUUGUCAUCGCCUAUGAACCUGUCUGGGCCAUCGGUACUGGGAAAACUGCUUCUCCUGACCAGGCUCAAGAAAUUCAUGCAAAAGUGCGCAACUGGCUGUCAACCAACGUCAGCCCAGAUGUGGCGGCAAAGGUCAGGAUCCAGUAUGGAGGCUCAGUGACUGCUGCAAACUGCAAGGAACUGGCCAGGAAGCCCGACAUUGAUGGCUUCCUCGUGGGUGGCGCAUCCUUGAAGCCAGAGUUUGUCCAGAUCAUCAAUGCUCGCCAGUGAGCAUGUUUUCAUCAGGGUUAGCUCAAUAUGUUGUAGCGAGGAAACCUGCAUAAAUUAAAGCAUUGUGUUUGUUUCUUGUCCGCCGUUUGAAGGGAAGCAUACAGUUGAGAUUGCUCAGUGUUCCUAUUGUGCUUGAACAUGAAAAAUCAUCCUUCGGUUCUUUAUAUAAGGGCUUCCCAAAUAGUUUAUGAAUGUGUACUUGAGUGACAGGCCUCGUUAAUCUUAACUGCUCUUAUUUUGAAAAGUGAAAAGUUCUAGGUUUACCUUCGCAAUCAGCAUUUGCUAGCGGCUAGUCACCGUGGAAUGUUGUUCUUACAUAGCCCUUGAAUUGAGAAUCAGUAUCACUUCAACUGCCGCCUCCCAUAUUCAUGCAUACAUGGUUGCAGCUUUACUCGAUUUCAUAUCCUGGAGAGUAAGAAAAUGGUAAAGUUUGUGUGCAGAAGAGCCAGGAAACAGGGAAGCUACGUGCAGCCUGCUGCAACUGUUCAAGGUUGUUGACAGUAGUGUUUCAUGUGAACAGUUUGCUGUGCUGUAGUCGGUCAUGCAGGUUCCCCAUUGUAAAACAGUUGUCUAUCAACUGUAAAAUUUGCUGUUGUCUUGGUUUUUCUAUACUACUGCCAUGCCAUUACGAAUAAAGAUUUGGUGGGCCCCACA
Dermacentor andersoni is the source of this 1585-nucleotide messenger RNA. RefSeq names its product triose phosphate isomerase (gene Tpi). Gene Ontology annotation, molecular function: triose-phosphate isomerase activity. NCBI's taxonomy places the organism in Eukaryota, Metazoa, Arthropoda, Arachnida, Ixodida, Ixodidae. Gene Ontology annotation, cellular component: cytosol. The record is from RefSeq and is a predicted model, not a curated record. Gene Ontology annotation, biological process: gluconeogenesis; glycolytic process; glycerol catabolic process.